Messenger RNA from Fomitopsis serialis, 942 nucleotides. Its product is annotated as MRG-domain-containing protein. Gene Ontology annotation, cellular component: nucleus; Rpd3S complex; NuA4 histone acetyltransferase complex. The record is from RefSeq and is a predicted model, not a curated record. NCBI's taxonomy places the organism in Eukaryota, Fungi, Basidiomycota, Agaricomycetes, Polyporales, Fomitopsidaceae. The transcript is spliced from 7 exons. The coding region runs from base 1 to 942 and encodes 313 amino acids. Gene Ontology annotation, biological process: chromatin organization; regulation of DNA-templated transcription.
AUGUCAACCGGUGUCUUCACUCCCAACGAAAGAGUUUUAUGCUACCAUGGACCACUUGUGUACGAGGCCAAAGUCUUGAAGAUGGACCAUUGGGACGAGUCGAAUACAAAGCUCGGCUCGGUCGGGCCACACUACUUUGUGCAUUACAAGGGGUGGAAGCAGACAUGGGAUGAAUGGGUGCAGCCAUCCCGGUUACUGAAGUUCAAUGAGACGAACAUUGCGCUGCAGAAGGCACUGCAAGCGCAGGCAUCCGCGGCCCAGGGCUCGUCAUCCGCGUCUGCCGCGAAAGGCGCGAACAAGUCCGCUUCCGCGAAGGAUUCUGCACGACUAGGGCGUAAAGAUGGGGGGACGCGGGGGACAAAGCGAGGACGGGAGGAGGAUGAGUCUAGCAAGCGGCCGGAGAUGCGGCUCAACGUUCCUGAGUCUCUGAAAUCCCUUCUGGUCGAUGACUGGGAAGCCGUGACGAAGAACAACCAGCUAGUGAGUCUGCCGAGGACGCCAAAUGUGGUACAGCUUCUGGAAGAGUUCAAAACCCAUGUUCUUGCGGAGAAGCCACCUCAUCUCAGGGAUCCUGCGGUCCUGCUGCCGACCAUCAUAGCGGGUCUGCAGACCUACUUUGAGAGAGCCUUGGGAGCCAAUCUUUUAUACCGGUUCGAGCGGCCACAGUACGCAGAGAUACGCAAGAAGUACGUGACGGGUCCCACAGUGAUAGUGGGGCAGGAGAAGGAGAUGAGCGCGAUAUACGGCGCGGAGCAUCUGCUACGAAUGCUGGUGAGCCUCCCUCAAAUGGUGGCGAGUUCACAUAUGGAUGCGGAGUCAGUCGGGCUCGUUCGAGACUAUGCGAACGAAUUGAUGGUAUACAUGGCGAAGGAGUCACAUCGAAUAUUCAUCCACGAGUACGAGUCUGCCAGCGUAGCGUACCAGAACAUCUCGCGUUCUUGA